Hipposideros armiger (great roundleaf bat) is the source of this 10840-nucleotide messenger RNA. It is a transcript of the gene BRWD3, whose product is annotated as bromodomain and WD repeat domain containing 3. The record is from RefSeq and is a predicted model, not a curated record. Gene Ontology annotation, cellular component: nucleus. Lineage: Eukaryota; Metazoa; Chordata; Mammalia; Chiroptera; Hipposideridae. Gene Ontology annotation, biological process: cytoskeleton organization; regulation of transcription by RNA polymerase II; regulation of cell shape. The transcript has 41 exons. Gene Ontology annotation, molecular function: protein binding. The coding region runs from base 352 to 5754 and encodes 1800 amino acids.
UGUUGCCGUACUGCCUCUGGCGGUGAACGACGACGCUGCAGGCCCUCACAGUUUUUACCUUCUCCCCUCUCCACCCCCUUUCCCCCCGCCCAGCGCUCCGCCACUUCGGCUCCUCCCUCUUCUUCUCUCUCUCCCUCUCCUUCCUCCUCCGCCUCCUCAGCUCUAGGGCUAGAAUAUCUAUGGGUCGAAACGUGAUGCGAUGAAUCCGAGAGAGACCGAAACUGGGACGAGGAGUGCGGCGGAAGCGGCGGGACUCCUGGACAUGGGGGCUUCACCACAAUAAAGGCAGCGCCCCCACCCGCCGCCGCCAGCCCCUCCGGAUCGAAGCCCCCAAACCCCCUCGGGAAAAGGAUGGCGGCGGCACCUACCCAGAUCGAAGCCGAGCUGUAUUACCUGAUCGCUAGAUUCUUGCAGUCCGGACCCUGCAACAAAUCCGCUCAGGUGCUAGUGCAGGAGCUCGAGGAGCAUCAGCUGAUUCCGCGCCGCUUAGACUGGGAGGGGAAAGAGCACCGAAGAAGCUUCGAGGAUCUAGUGGCAGCCAAUGCACACAUUCCCCCAGACUACCUCCUUAAAAUUUGCGAGCGGAUUGGUCCCUUACUAGAUAAGGAGAUACCUCAGAGUGUUCCUGGGGUACAGACAUUACUAGGUGUUGGUCGGCAGUCUCUGUUAAGGGAUGCCAAAGACUGUAAGAGUACACUAUGGAAUGGGUCUGCUUUUGCAGCUCUACAUAGAGGCAGACCUCCAGAACUACCUGUAAAUUAUGUGAAACCUCCAAAUGUGGUGAAUAUCACCUCUGCCAGGCAAUUAACGGGAUGCGGUCGCUUCAGCCAUAUUUUUCCUUCAUCUGCUUACCAGCAUAUUAAGAUGCAUAAGAGAAUUCUGGGGCACUUGUCGUCAGUGUACUGUGUAGCAUUUGACCGAAGUGGGAGAAGAAUUUUUACAGGUUCAGAUGACUGUUUGGUGAAAAUUUGGGCAACAGAUGAUGGACGCCUCCUUGCUACACUUCGAGGGCACUCUGCUGAAAUUUCUGACAUGGCUGUUAACUAUGAAAACACUCUUAUUGCCGCAGGCAGCUGUGAUAAAGUUGUAAGAGUGUGGUGUCUUCGAACUUGUGCACCAGUUGCAGUCCUUCAGGGACAUUCAGCUUCUAUUACUUCCAUACAGUUUUGUCCAUCAACUAAAGGCACAACCAGAUACCUCACUUCUACUGGUGCUGAUGGAACAAUCUGUUUCUGGCAAUGGCAUGUAAAAACAAUGAAGUUUAGAGAUCGCCCAGUGAAAUUUACUGAGAGAUCCAGACCUGGAGUUCAGAUAUCUUGUUCAUCUUUCAGUUCUGGCGGAAUGUUCAUUACAACAGGUAGCACUGACCAUGUGAUUAGAAUAUAUUAUUUGGGUUCUGAGAUCCCUGAGAAAAUUGCUGAAUUAGAGUCACAUACGGACAAAGUUGUUGCUGUUCAGUUCUGUAACAAUGGAGACAGUUUAAGAUUUGUUAGUGGAAGCAGAGAUGGAACAGCAAGAAUUUGGCAAUAUCAGCAACAAGAAUGGAAGAGUAUAGUGCUGGAUAUGGCUACUAAAAUGACUGGGAAUAACUUGCCAUCUGGAGAAGAUAAGGUCACUAAACUUAAGGUGACUAUGGUGGCCUGGGAUCGUUAUGACACCACAGUUAUUACUGCAGUGAACAAUUUCCUUUUGAAAGUAUGGAAUUCAGUCACAGGGCAACUUCUUCAUACUUUAUCCGGACAUGAUGAUGAAGUAUUUGUUCUGGAAGCACAUCCAUUUGAUCAAAGGAUCAUACUUUCAGCGGGCCAUGAUGGGAACAUUUUUAUUUGGGACCUUGACCGGGGGACCAAAAUUCGGAAUUAUUUUAACAUGAUUGAAGGCCAAGGCCAUGGUGCAGUGUUUGAUUGUAAAUUUUCACCAGAUGGAAACCAUUUUGCCUGCACAGAUUCUCAUGGGCAUUUGCUGCUUUUUGGUUUUGGAUGCAGUAAAUACUACGAAAAGAUUCCAGAUCAGAUGUUCUUCCACACGGAUUAUCGACCCCUUAUUCGUGAUGCCAACAACUACGUACUAGAUGAACAAACCCAGCAAGCUCCGCACCUCAUGCCUCCCCCAUUCUUGGUGGAUGUUGAUGGAAAUCCUCAUCCUACAAAAUUCCAAAGGCUAGUACCAGGACGGGAACAUUGUAAAGAUGAACAACUCAUACCACAACUGGGAUAUGUAGCUAAUGGUGAUGGUGAGGUGGUAGAACAGGUAAUUGGGCAACAUGCCAAUGACCAAGAUGAGAGCAUUCUUGAUGGAAUAAUCAGGGAGCUACAGAGAGAACAAGAUCUGAGACUAAUUAACGAAGGAGAUGUUCCGCAUUUUCCAAUUAAUAGAUCAUAUUCUGCUAAUGGUGCUCUGAGAAGUCCAAAUAUGGAUAUAUCUUCUCCAAAUAUUGGGCUCCGACCUAGUGGUCAAAUUGAAGGUGUCCGACAAAUUCAUAACAAUGCUCUUAGGAGCCAGAUGGCCACUGAAAGAGAUCUCAUGGCAUGGAGCAGAAGAGUGGUGGUCAAUGAACUCAAUCAUGGGGUUAGUAGGGUUCAGGAAGAAUGUAGAACUGCGAAAGGUGACAUAGAAAUCAGUCUUUAUACAGUUGAAAAGAAGAAAAAGCCAUCUUAUGUUACCCAAAGGAAUGAUUAUCAGCCUAGCUGUGGACGAUCUUUACGAAGGACACAACGUAAGCGUCAGCAUACUUACCAAACACGGUCUAACAUAGAGCAUAAUUCGCAAGCACCAUGUCAAAAUUCACGUGUACAGGAGGACUCAGACAGCUCCUCAGAGGAAGAUGAAACAGUUGGCACAAGUGAUGCUUCUGUAGAGGAUCCUGUUAUUGAAUGGCAAAGUGAAAGUUCCUCCAGUGAUUCAUCAAGUGAAUAUUCUGAUUGGACAGCAGAUGCCGGAAUAAAUUUGCAACCUCCUAAAAGACAAACUAGACAGGCAACACGAAAAAUAUGCAGCAGCUCUGAGGAGGAGAAUUUGAAAUCACUAGAAGAAAGGCAGAAGAAACCUAAACAGACUAGAAAGAAGAAAGGAGGGCUGGUUUCUAUGGCAGGUGAGCCCAAUGAAGAAUGGUUUGCCCCUCAGUGGAUCUUGGAUACUAUUCCACGACGUUCCCCAUUUGUUCCACAAAUGGGAGAUGAGCUUAUCUAUUUUCGGCAAGGGCAUGAAGCUUAUGUGCGGGCUGUAAGGAAAUCAAAAAUAUACAGUGUUAAUUUACAAAAACAGCCAUGGAAUAAAAUGGAUCUCAGGGAACAAGAGUUUGUUAAGAUUGUAGGAAUAAAAUAUGAGGUUGGACCACCUACUCUAUGCUGCUUGAAACUUGCAUUUUUGGACCCCAUUUCAGGCAAAAUGACUGGAGAGUCUUUUUCUAUUAAGUAUCAUGACAUGCCAGAUGUCAUUGACUUCCUUGUGCUACAUCAGUUUUAUAAUGAAGCCAAAGAAAGGAACUGGCAGAUUGGUGAUAGAUUCCGCAGUAUAAUAGAUGACGCCUGGUGGUUUGGGACUGUGGAGAGUCAGCAGCCUUUUCAACCAGAGUAUCCUGAUAGCUCUUUCCAGUGUUACAGUGUUCACUGGGACAAUAAUGAGAGAGAAAAGAUGAGCCCCUGGGAUAUGGAGCCAAUUCCAGAAGGAACUGCCUUUCCAGAUGAAGUUGGUGCUGGUGUUCCUGUGUCACAGGAGGAACUGACUGCUUUGUUGUACAAACCCCAGGAAGGAGAAUGGGGAGCUCAUUCCAGAGAUGAGGAAUGUGAACGAGUUAUUCAGGGCAUCAACCACCUUCUUUCCCUCGAUUUUGCCAGCCCUUUUGCUGUUCCAGUGGAUCUCAGUGCCUAUCCCUUGUAUUGUACUGUAGUUGCUUAUCCAACUGACCUCAACACCAUCAGGCAGAGACUUGAAAAUCGCUUUUACAGGAGAAUAUCAGCAUUAAUGUGGGAGGUACGCUACAUUGAACAUAAUGCCAGGACUUUCAAUGAGCCAGACAGUCCUAUAGUUAAAGCAGCCAAAAUUGUAACUGAUGUCUUACUUCGAUUUAUUGGGGACCAGAGCUGUACUGAUAUACUGGAUACUUAUAAUAAAAUUAAAGCAGAAGAACUAAACAGUACUGAUACAGAGGAGGAUACAGAAAUGGUUGAUUUAGAUUCAGAUGGUCCUGGUACUUCAUCUGGAAGAAGGGUCAAAUGCCGAGGCAGAAGACAGUCUUUAAAGUGUAAUCCUGAUGCUUGGAGAAAACAAUGCAAAGAACUGUUGAGCCUUAUUUAUGAGCGUGAAGACUCAGAGCCAUUUCGACAGCCAGCUGAUCAUCUCUCUUACCUAGGGCAUCAAGAGCAAGAGGGAGAAUCCUCAGAGUCAAUUGUUCCAGAAAGACAACAAGAUCCAUCUCUUUCUGAGGAUUAUCAAGGUGUUAUAGACACUCCUAUGGACUUCAGCACUGUGAAAGAAACUUUGGAAGCAGGAAACUAUGGUAGUCCUCUGGAAUUUUAUAAGGAUGUUCGCCAAAUAUUCAGCAACUCCAAAACUUAUACCUCUAAUAAAAAGUCAAGGAUCUAUAGCAUGACACUGCGAUUAUCUGCCUUAUUUGAAAGUCAUAUUAAAAAUAUCAUCUCUGAAUAUAAGUCAGCAAUUCAGAGUCAGAAGAGGAGAAGGCCACGGUACAGAAAACGUCUGAGAAGCAGCAGCAGUUCGUUAUCUAGUAGCAGAGCUCCUAGUCCAAAAGGGAAACAGAAACAAAUGAAAUUGCAGCCUAAAAGUGACCAGAAUACCUCAGUGUCUUAUGCCAGGACUAGCUCUCCUUUUUCGUCUCCUGUUUCAGAUGCUGCUGAAGGGCUUUCACUAUAUUUACUUGAUGAUGAACUGGAUGGGCCGUUUUCUUCAUCGAGCUUUAGUGGAUAUAGCCGAAGUGGAAAUAGCCAUGAUCCAGGGAAAGCCAAAUCAUUUCGGAAUAGAGUUUUGCCAAUUAAACAAGAUCAAUCCCUUGAUGGACCCCUUGCAAAUGGUGAUGGCAGAGAGCUCCGGACAGGAAUCAAGAGAAAACUGCUUAGUGCAUCAGAAGAAGAUGAAAGCAUGGGAAGAGAAGAUAAAGAGAAAAAAGAAACAAAAGAGAAGUCACAUUUAUCCUCCUCAGAGAGUGGAGAGUUAGGAUCCAGUUUAAGUUCUGAAAGUACCUGUGGUUCUGAUUCUGACUCUGAAUCAACUUCCAGAACAGAUCAAGAUUACAUAGAUGGAGACCAUGACUAUAGCAAAUUCAUACAAACCAGGCCUAAAAGAAAACUCAGAAAGCAAUAUGCCAAUGGAAAAAGGAACUGGAAGACGAGAGGCACGGGAGGAAGGGGCAGAUGGGGCAGAUGGGGCAGGUGGAGUAGAGGAGGCAGAGGAAGAGGUGGCAGGGGGCGGGGUGGUCGAGGAAGAGGUGGAGGUGGCACAAGAGGGAGAGGGAGAGGGAGAGGAGGAAGAGGUUCUUCCAGAGGAACCACCAGAGCCACGCGUGCACGUGUUGCAGAUGAUGAAUUUGAUACCAUGUUUUCAGGACGUUUCAGUAGACUGCCUCGAAUUAAAACCAGAAACCAGGGCAGGAGGACUGUUUUAUAUAAUGAUGAUUCUGAUAAUGACAAUUUUGUGUCCACUGAAGAUCCCCUGAAUCUUGGUACAUCCAGAUCAGGCAGAGUGCGGAAAAUGACAGAAAAAGCCAGGGUUAGCCAUCUCAUGGGAUGGAAUUAUUAACAGUUAAUAAAUUUAGAAUAAUUUAAAAAAUUCAAUGGCCUUCUACUGCAGGGAAUUUCCCAGGAAACCUACAAAGCAAGUUGUGUGGGGACUUAUGCUUCCUUUCACAUUGGUGCUUUUCCAUUAUGCCAGUAUACAUUUGUUUCGAGACUUGAUCUCCACACUUCAUUUGUUCAGACAAGCCUUACUCAUUAGGCCUUAAAUUAAAAAAAAAUUCUGCGCGCACACACACACACACACACACACACACACCACACACACCACAGACACACUACAGAUUUACUACAUUAAAGGAGCAUUCAGCUUCUUAAGAGUAGCGUGACAUUUUUAUCUCAAUAGAAUAUCCCUCUUUUGCUUUUGUAUCACAGAAGUAUAGCACCUUCUUACAGAGUUUUAUAUAGUUUGUUUUUGCCAUUUUGAUUCCUGUACCCAGUAAUAAUAACUUUUGCACAAUACACCAAUCCUAAAGGCAGCUAUUAAAUGUUUACAGUUUCUAUAUUGUAAGAACGAUCUGGAUUAUUUUACUCUUCCCAGGCCAAACUUUCAUUAAUUGAACUGAAGUAUAUAUUUAUACUACAGUUUUUUUUGGGGGGUGGGGGGAUCUUGAUAUGCUUUUCAUUGAUUUGCUUAAUUCAUGUUAAAGGUGAGAAAGGGUUGGUGCCUUGUAAAUAUGUAGCAAAUCUUUGUGGUGUGUCCCGAUGUGUGCAUUAACUUUAUUAAAAAAGAGUACUUGAGGUAUCGAUAUAGACAAGGUGCCAAAUGCAGAAGUUUCUUGCAUUCAUUUUCUUUUCCCUGUUAUAUUUUAUUGCAUUAACAGAACUUGUGUAGCUUAAAAGAUAACCAUUUGAAAAGUCCUCAUCCACAAAGAGUAACUUUGAAUAGUAGCUCAGCUACCUCUAUUAACUACAACUACUGGGAACGUUAAGGAAAAUAGAUGCUGUUAUUCAUUACUGACUAAGGAGAACUAGAACAAGCUUGGUGGGAAUGAAUACUCCUAAGUUAUAAGCUGAGAGGUUGUUAAUAAUCAUACGUGCUCUCAAAUUAAUAGUUGUAAUUAAACUUUUAUAAGAAUAGUAUGCUCUACAUUAGACUUCUUAGAACAUAUUUAUGUAAGUAGACUUGGGCUACUGCUUAUAUGUCUCUUCUAGCACUUAAAAUUUAAUAGCUGUGAGUGACUGGUUUUCAUUUGAAUUUUAAAAUGUAACAAAGCACCUAGUUUGAGUUGGAAUGUUUUGGCUAGCUAACAUUUUGAAUCAACAUUAAUUGGUUCUACUCAUACCAUUCCAAAAGGUUCUUCUGUUAUAUAUAAUCUUUCAGAAAAGAACCUCAUUGCACUGCACACUGAUAUUUUGAGUUAUUUUAUAGAUGGAAGAAAAAAUCUUUAAAACCCUUAUGGUCUUGUUUACAGCAGUAGAGUGCACAUGGUUCCAUAAGUGAGGUUGAGUUCUCAGAUCAAUUUUACUCCUCAAAUUUGAGAUUGCAAGUUCACUAAUUUGUUAGAUACUUAGAUUUUUGAGAUGAGAGGGAAUAUAUUGAUCUCUGUUUUUGUAACAACAGAUUUGCUGCACUUAGAUCAGAUUUGUGGGAUAAACAAAACUUACUAAUGUAUGCCUAGUAAUCCCAGGAUAUUUCUUAAGCUAAUGUGUUUGUCUCAUGCUUUCAAUCAUUUCAUGCAUCUGAAAAUAUUAAAUGCAGAGGAAGGAGUACACACAUAACUUUGCUUUUUUGGUUGGGAUGGGUGGGGGUUAUUCUUGGACUAACAUCUUUAAAAAUUUUUCACUUGCAGUAGAAAUGAUGUUCAGGCUUUAAGAAAGUAUUGUUAUGAAUUGUUAAUGGCACUAACUUCUGUUAACUGGACAGUAGAUCAAGCUGACUUUAUUUUGUAGGCUUUUUUUCCACUAAACCAAAACUUCUGGUUGUAACUCGACUGCCACUUUUAACCAUAGUACAGAUUUAAAAAUGUUCAUAGUUGAUUUUUGCUGAAAUGUACUAUUUUAGUUAUUCAUCUCUUGGGCAUUUAGACUAAAUUUGUGCCUGUGUUUCCUGGAAUCAAUAACAUUUUGGCCUACCCUAAUCAAAAUAACAACUUACUUAAAUUCAUGGAUGUACCCAAAUGUGUAUCACAUGUAUCGUUUUAGUGUGAAAUUUUUUGUUGACAUUCUUCUAUGAAGAGCUGACCUCUUUGAAAUGUAGAAGAAUUGCCAUCUGUGUGAUUUUAGCUGUCCGAAGCUUUAUUUAUAAUUUAUUUUGAAAAAUAAAAAUGCCACAUUUAUUCCCAAAAUGUCAAGCUUUUUUAGGUUUAGAUAAUUAGAAUAAUAAGACUAAAGACAUUUUUAAGCAUAUUUUAUAUGUAGUGAAAUACUGUGAAAAUACUAGUGACAGCAUUUUGCUGUAAUGUUGAUUUCAGUUAUUAGGAUUUAAAGAGUUAGUUAUCAGGGUAUGAUAGAUGAACAUAGUUAUCAUUUAUUAAAAAACAAACAGAUCAUUUUCUGUUUGCAUGCAAAUUAUUUUAAUAAGUGUAAAAAUAAAAGUUUGGAAGAUAGUAUUUUUACUUUUAUAUCUGGACUUCCCCCUACCCCAAUUUAUACUUUGCUUUUUUUGUAACACUGCCUCCUGUGAAUGUGUUGUAAUUUGUAUUGCAUUGAAUAUUUUAUUGCUUUAAUUUUUUAGAGGCCCUUUAAACCUAAAUAAGAUCUGGGUUCAGCCAUAGCAAAACAAGUAGGAAAUGAACUAAGAAUGUUGAAGAAAAGUCAAUCUUAAAUGAAUUGCUAAGAAAAAAACACUUAUAUUUAGGCCCAUGAGAGCAUACAGAUGUAAAGCCUAAUCCUGUGCUAGAUAUUAAUAGUCAGCAAACUAUAGCAUUUCUCAUGAAUGGUAAUAAUGUUUUAAUUCCAAGCUUUAAGAUCUUAGCAUGUGUAUCUGCUUAGAAAACAGAAUUGUGUGUUUUUUCUAUGGCUUGCUGUAUGUAUCACUUCAGCAAUCAGAUGCGCUCCAAAACAUUCACUAGCCUGUUAGCCUACUGACUAAAUUUAUGUGUGUGUGCGUGCGCGCAUGUGUGUGUGUAGAUUUUUUUUCAACUUAAAACACUUUAUCUCAGACAAAAAAAAAGAAUAUAUUGUAUGGAAGACAGCUGUGUUCACUGUCUACCAAUUCUUUGUGUCUGUUGUAAAGCACUUAGCCUGUAUAUAUACUGCUUGAUCAUCCAUUUCAUUAUACCUUCUAGAUAAACAAUCUAGGUUUUGUUGUGUACAUGUGUCCCUCUAUUCAUUUAAUUUGCCCUUCAUUUAUUUCUUUUUUCUGCUUCCCUUCCCAGAAUCAGGCUUGUGCUAGAAUUCUUUCAAAUAGCACUUUGUUUCUCCCAGAGUGAAAUUCAUAAAUCUCAUUCAUACAACUGUGCGCUCAGAUAUCUAACUCAGCCUUCCAAUACUUUGAAAUAAAUUUGAGUGAUUUAUCUUUUUUUAUUGUAAUCCUAUUGAUUGUCCUCAGACAAUAACAGUGAUUUUAGAGAAAGAUGUGAAUGCCACCUCCAACUUUUUCAGAAAAACUUUUUUGAGCAUUUUUCAAAAUGUAUGUGUUUGUGGUAGUGAUAAAUUAAACACCUUAUUACUUAUAUAUCUUGAAAAUUAUUUUAUGCACAUUUACCAACUGGUACUUAUCUUUAAAGUUGGAAUUUUGACAUCCACAAAAAGGAGACUUACAUCUUGUAUAAUUGUUAGUAUACUUGGAUGUCCAGCCUUUUAGUUCUGGAGGAAGGAAUGGAACUUUUGACAUUUAAAGUUCAUUGUUUUAAAUGUUAACCCCACCCCCAACAUUUCUGUGGUACAUGAGGCUUUGUGAAAGUUUUGUUGAAAAUAGAAUAUUCUAAGAUCACUUAUAAGACUUGUUUUAAAAAUUAGUGUGAAAAUGUUUUCGUUAUUUUCUUUUUAUCUCUUAGUGAAGUUUCUUUACCAAGUUUUCAUUACCAAGUUUACCAAGUUUUGAAUGAAUUCUAAUAUGAAGUUUAAAAUUUUUUCAUGGUGCUGUAUUUUGAGGAAUGUGGAGCGCCCUCAAGUUUCUUGACAUUUAUUUCUUAUGUAGCUUUAUCCUUGAUUAUUUCCUUUUUCAUUCAUUCCUCUCCUGCUUUUAUCCUCACUUCUCUUUCUGCAGUGAAUACUUUACCUAGUUUAGCACACUUCAACAAGACUGGCAAUUUAUGAUUCAUUGAUAGGAGAAGUACAGUGAAAUGGCCCUGCAGUUUAAAGUUAAGGUGUGUUUGUUUAUUUAUAUAUGUCCAUUUGUUAUUCUUAUACCUAUCUUAAGUCUGGAAUAUGAGACUUUGACAUAUAAAAGCAUGAUAAGUAUUUUCUAAAAAGUAAGGCUAUUGAUACAAACUAAAAUUGCCAUUGGUAAUUGAUUUUUAAAAUCACAUACAAAAAUAUUUAGAAAUCCAGUUGGGAAAUGUGUUUUUACAUAUGUCACCAGAUGCACAUUAGGCAGUACUACAAAUGUUAAUUCUUUAAACAAUACUGUGGUGAUGGCAAUCAGUAAUUUAUUUCUUUGUCUUGUAACUUACCAUCCUUGUCUUUUGUAAUCUCUUACAAAGUAUUAACAAAACUGUACCUUAUGUUUGUUCUUAGUAUCCAUAAGUUUUAAGAUGAAAGAACAGUUAAUAAUUGAUGUGAUGUUUUACAUGGACAAAAUGUCCAUUAAACUAAAAUUCAGUAAAGAAAGGUAAACUAAACUGGCUUGGUUUAUAAGAGAUGUUUUGUUUGGCAGUUAUCAGUCAUUAUAAGCAAUUAUCUUCAAAGACAAAAAAAAACUGGACUAAUUUGUUGCCAUUCUUUAUGGGAUGUUUACAAUAAAAUUCCAAGUUGUUUGGAAUCAGUUGCACUCUUGCUGCUUUAUGCCUUAACUCAGGUACUGAAGAUAAAUUAACAAAAAAGAAAUAUGAGUUACCUUUUCAUUAUCCAGCUUCAGACAUUGUAACAUGUAACUCUUGGGUCUUUUCUUGUUUCUUUGUCAUGUGAUAUUUUAUUAUUAUUAUUUUUUAAUCUGAGAAACUAGGUGCUUCCUACUAUCAGAGAAAAUAAAGGUGCUUUUUUCUUUU